CGAACCGGUUAUUGAUCUGACUACAUUUCGUUGAUGUGAACGUUCCUUCUGGAAGACAUUCGACCUGCACUUAUACAUUUCACAAAAUAUCAAUGUACAUGCAGUAACAUCAGACGAUUUGGACCUGAAAGUAACAUCGAUACGAUCUUAAAAGUGACGUUCAAAUUCGCGCUCUUUUCGAAUGUCGCCAUAAAGUUAUUGAAUGAUAGACAUGAAUGAGCAUCUGUCGUUUCACCGAGUGUAGAAGUAAAACUUUGGUAAGGCACAUAUUUUGGUGAAAGUGCUGACGUGGGACUGUACAGAUCAUAAAGGAUUCGACACCAUGCCCGUCCCAUUUCUCAGGAUGUGCACCACACGAUGCAAGCGUCUCUGGACUCUAGCAGCAAUGGUCAUCACAGCCUUCCUAGUCCUCUACGCCGUGAUGUCUCUCGGAGGAAAUGAUGAGAGAGAUGAUAAGCAAAUGGGGGUUGUAAUGACCAGAAGUGAAGGCGAUCUCACGCACAUAAAACCUCAGGAAAUACUGGAAAAGGUUAAAGAGGUAGUCGAGACAGACGUAGAAGGAACACAAAAUAUGAAUAUAAAAGAAGAUGAAGGCGAACUUAACGACAAACUGUUUGAAAAUACUGAUGAAGGAGGAAACGGCGCAGAAGAACAGGAUGAUGAAAGAACUCAAGAAAUUUUUGGUUGUGACGCAUGUGGAGAGUUCGUUGAAGAUGUGGAUAUUCCCUUUGAAAUGACAACCAGACGGAUUAUAGGAGAACAAACUAGGAUCGGAGGGUACGGACUUGGCGAUGAACCACAAGCGAUUGGGAUGAACCAAACUUUCAAAAUUCUUACACCAGAGGAGAAAGAGCUUCGGAGACAGGAGAGAGAGAACAAGACUUUAGCGAGAGCAGCAGAAAAGGAGCUGAGAGAAGCACUGCGGAUAGAAACAAGGAACAACAAGGAAAUUGCUCGGGUCGAGGAAAGGAAGCGACUGGAAGCAUUGACCAACAUCACGCACUCUCAGAAGAAGCGGAAGCUAAGGUUGGAAAAUUCCUGCGGAAAGUCUGUUUACCUCAAGUACCAGAACUUGCUGUACAAAGACACCCUGCGGCACUUGUUUGUGGUGGACAGCCAGAAACUGCUGUUCUGUUAUAUUCCAAAGGUUGGAUGCAGCAACUGGAAGCGCAUCCUCAUGGUUCUCGCUGGCAAAAGGAAAAUGAUCGACGGUAUCACUUCUAGAGAGGCACACUCACGGAAUGGUUUGACUCACUUCGGCUCGUUGUCCAAGGCCGACCAGUUCUACCGGCUAAAGAACUACCGGAAGGUCAUGUUCGUUCGGGAACCCUUCACGAGGAUCAUAUCAGCAUACAAGAACAAGUACAAGGAUCUUAACGUGUUCCGUCUAGCACCGGAAUACCUGAAGCAGGUCGCUCGAAGGAUUAUGAGGAAGUACCGUCCUGGAGCCACUCCGCGAGAUCUAAUCACCGGUGAAAACAUCACCUGGGCAGAGUUCACAGAUUACUUGGUCGAUCCUGCAGAGCGCCCUCAGUUUGACGAGCACUGGAAGGAGAGCUAUAAGCUCUGCUCUCCCUGUAAGAUCAAGUAUGAUUUCAUUGGAAAGCUUGAAAACAUUGAAAAGGAGGCAAACUACGUCUUGCAAAAUUCAAACUUUACUCUUAAUCUAACUUACCCGAGUUCUACAAAUAGUCACCCAACAAACAGUGCUUCGUUGAAUAUAAGUAAUUUUUUUGAUAGUUUCUCCAAAGAAAAAGUACAGGCGCUUUGGGAUAUGUACAGAAUUGACUAUGCCCUCUUCGAUUAUGAAAAACCAUCAUUUGUGCCUUAAAGAUAAAGCCCCGUGCACAUUUAGGAACUUCAGAGUAAAUUAUGAACGAAAUGAAAUGAAAUGAAAUAAAAUGAAGUUAUAGUUGCCAUUUUAAGGUAAUAUUUACAUUAAAAAAAAAACAUUUUGUUUAUUGUACAGUAAGUAUAUAUAGGCCAAUUUCUCAAAGUGGGAACAUAAAAGUAAAAGGCAAAAUUAAAUUUCAUUUCCAUCUCCAUUGCAAACUUCAUGCCAAGCAUUUGCAGACACCCAUAUGGGAAACUUUUGUAUUUAAACCAAACCAAAAAUGCUGCACCAAUGAUCGUCCAUAGUAUGAAUGGUGUCAAUUAGCCU
Strongylocentrotus purpuratus (purple sea urchin) is the source of this 2161-nucleotide messenger RNA. Its product is annotated as carbohydrate sulfotransferase 11-like. Gene Ontology annotation, biological process: carbohydrate biosynthetic process. The coding region runs from base 323 to 1831 and encodes 502 amino acids. The transcript is spliced from 4 exons. The record is from RefSeq and is a predicted model, not a curated record. Gene Ontology annotation, cellular component: membrane. Lineage: Eukaryota; Metazoa; Echinodermata; Echinoidea; Camarodonta; Strongylocentrotidae. Gene Ontology annotation, molecular function: sulfotransferase activity.